AAGAACCAGGAAAAAGAACCAACAUUUUCCUUUCUUUCUUUCACUUUACUCUUAUUGUCAUUUUGUGUUUACUAAAUUUCUCAAUUAAAUUUGAUUGUUUUCCAUCUUUCAACAGUGAAUUUCAUCCUACUAAUUGUGUACAAGAAUAGGUUGACCAUCGGAUGGAACAAUUUAAAUUAAAUUAGCUAAUCAAUUAUGUGGAUUAAAACAUGGAUCCAAUGGGGAAGGAAAAAUUUUCAGUAAUCGCUGCUUUUGGUGCGGGAAUUGCGCUGACUGCCACUGUCGCUGGUAUUUACAAUAAUAUUAAAUCAAAGGAGAGAAAGAAGGAAUCUCGUCAAUUGUUGGCAUCCAAAUUAGAUACACUUAAUGAGACAGUUGAACAAUUAAGAAAGGAUGUUGAAGAGAUCAAGAUUGCUUCCAUGAGAGGAUCACCCUAUUCAAUAAAACCCUUGGACAUUGAUCAUUUAGAGGCUCAAUUGGAUGCUGUUGAUUCUGGUUUAAAUGAAUAUCACCCAACCACACCUAAACAUCAUCGUUACCUUAAUCAUAAUCGUCAUCGUUCAUCGGGUUUAAGUCUGGAGGAUAAAAGAUUUGAACCAAUUAACUCGGAUCCUUACACAUCAUCCGAUGAGACGGAAGAGUUUUUUGAUUUCAAUGACAGUGAUACCAAUGUUAACGUCCAUGAACCUGGAAUAAUCAGAGCUAAAGAUGACAAUCAGACCGAUGUUAAGGACACCAAUGGAGAGGAUAUCGUUGACCAUAGUAGCUUUGAAAGCUUUGAGCCUCUUGUUUCAUUGGUACUUGUAGAAGAUAUCAAACCAAUAAUUACCAAUGGUAAUUCUAGUAAACCAAUUGAAUCAAAGGAAGAUGAUUAUUAUUUAGAAAUCGACUCUUGUAUUGACAAUCCGAAGACAAAUCUUAAAAGUCUCUAUGAUAAACUAUGUUCAAUGGAGGAAAAGUUUGGUUGUAAUGCUCAGAUUAUGUGGCGUAAAGCCAAAGUUUGUCAUCUUCUCAGUUCCGCUGUUGAAAAGCAAGGAGACAAAGAACGAAAGAAAGAGUUGGCCUUUGAGAAACUCGAAUGUGCUAGAAAAGCUCUAAAAUUAGAUGAUAAGUGUGUCGAAAGUCAUAAAUGGUAUGCAAUCGCUAUUGGAUCGAUAACUGAUUAUGUUGGAACUAAGGAAAAGAUUGAAAAUGGUUAUGAAUUCAAGAAACAUUUAGAUUUUGCCUUAGAAAUGAAACCCGAUGAUGCGACUCUCCAUCAUCUACUUGGUCGUUGGGCUUGUGAAGUGUCCAAUCUUUCCUGGUUAGAAAAGAAAUUGGCCUCAAGUCUAUUCGCCCAAGUACCAGAGACAAGCGCUGAUGAGGCUUUGAAAUCAUUACUCCAAGCAUACAAGAUCAAACCCGAAUGGAAACAAAACAUUUACUACAUUUGCAAAACACUAAUCUCACUGAAACGAUCAAAAGAAGCCACUGAAUGGAUUGAAAAAGGAUUAGCAUGUACAAUUGACGAUGACGAUGAUCAAGUGGUCCAUGAAAAACUUAUAAAUCUCAAAUCAAAAUAUUCAAAGUAACAUUCCAAAUGAUUAAACGAAUUAAUCUAAAAGCAAUAUAACCCAAUUAUCCGGUGGAAACAAUUACAUCAAUUUCUAUGUUUAAUUAUCAGGAUAUUUAAAGUCUUUCUAUUUCUUUCUCUUAAACCUUAAUUGUGGUCAAGAUGAUUCUUCAAUUAAAAACCAAAGAUCCGACUUAUUGAUCAGAUUUACUGAUCCAGUGAUUUAUAAAUGAUCCAUGGGCGUUUAAUCAAUGAGCACAAUUUGAAUGUCCAUCAAGUGUCAAGUCAAUUUCGUGAACAAUUCAAAAGAUAAACCACAAUCGGUUAAAACUGCAAUACAAUUCAACUUAAAUUAUCUUGAAAUAAUUUAACCCGUUGGUCUGAUUGUCUUAACGUUUAUAUUAAUUUCAACUAGGUGAUAUUUUAAUUACACUUUGAUUAAAAUAAAUAAUUUUUGUUUUAUCUUCAA
Panonychus citri (citrus red mite) is the source of this 2021-nucleotide messenger RNA. Its product is annotated as regulator of microtubule dynamics protein 2-like. Bases 210 to 1571 code for a protein of 453 amino acids. NCBI's taxonomy places the organism in Eukaryota, Metazoa, Arthropoda, Arachnida, Trombidiformes, Tetranychidae. The transcript is spliced from 4 exons. The record is from RefSeq and is a predicted model, not a curated record. Gene Ontology annotation, molecular function: microtubule binding. Gene Ontology annotation, cellular component: spindle microtubule; mitotic spindle pole; cytoplasm.